CAGCCAGUUUCUAACAAAAGGCAGCAUUUAAAGAAGCAGCAGAUUCUUUGAACCCACUACCAGGAAAUUACAACCAGUUUCUAGCAAAAGGGAGGAUUUAAAAAAGAAACUUUUAAAAUCAAGAUCAUAAGUAUGGGAAAAUCAGCUUCCAAGCAAUUUUCAGGAGAAGUCUUAAGAGCCCACAAUGACUACAGGAAGAAGCACGAUGUUCCUUCACUAAAACUCUGUAAAAAAUUAAAUAGAGAAGCACAGCAGUAUUCAGAAGCACUUGCUGGCACAAGAAUCCUCAAACACAGUCCUGAAUCUAUCAGUGGAAAAUGUGGAGAAAAUCUAGCAUGGGCUUCAUACAAUCAAUCAGGAAAUGAAGUAGCUGACAGAUGGUAUAGUGAAAUCAAGAAUUAUAAUUUCCAAAGCCCUGGUUUUUCGUCUGGGACCGGUCAUUUUACAGCAAUGGUUUGGAAGAACACAAAAAAGAUGGGAGUUGGAAAAGCAGUUGCAAGUGAUGGCUCCACAUUUGUAGUGGCUAGAUAUGAACCUGCUGGCAACAUUGUAAAUUCUGGGCAAUAUGAACAAAAUGUUUUUCCACCAAAAAAAUAAUGGAAAGGAGCCUAUUUGGAAAGGAGGCUAUGUUUAACAGGUUAUAAAAAGGAAACUGGGAGUUCAUCUGAUUACAUUGGAUAAACCACUGUUGAAUGGUACUUCAGUCUUUUAAUGAUUGUUUCAAGAAAUGUUUAAUGGAGAAGCAGUUCUGUCUACAAAAUUAAUUCUUGUAUGGAACCAUUACUGAAACAUAAAGACAAUGACACAAGCCAACGUAUGGAACAUAUAUAUCAAGAAAUGUAAGAGCAAAAUAUAUCGAAAUAACACAAUUAAAAAUAUAAUAUUUUGAUAUUAAAGUUUGUAAAUAUAUUUUAGAGGGUUUAUAUAAUUUCAUAUUUGUACAUAAUUCUCUAAAAUAUAUUUGCAAACUUUAAUAUCAAAAUAUUGUAAUUUUAAUACUGUUAUUUCAAUAUAUUAUAUUUUCAAGGAUUUCUAAAAAAAUCAGUAAAGACUGAUUUUAAUGGCUUACAAAUGCUAUUCAUCACCAUAGGAAUUGAUUGUGUUGCAACAGUUUUAAAUAUGCUAAACUGAAUGUAAAUGAAAAAUAGCAUAUGUCCUAACAUAAAUUGUAUGAAAUGAUUUAUCUGGUGCUUCCACCUAGUGUUUAUGGAUAAGCAUGGACUGGUGUAGUAAGGUUGUAGGAAUUCUGAAAAUAUAGCUAUUUCCACAGAGCACAAAACUUAUUUAUCCCUUGGACUCUCUUCUGAUUUCUUUUUGCUAUUAUAUAAAAUGCAAAGACAGAAUAAACAAAUAGUUUCAUUUCUCAGUCUGGAAGUUUACUUAAACUUACAGAAUUACCAUUCAGUAAGCAUUUCACCUUCUGCUUAUAUUGCAAAGACUUUGUGUCAGUGCAAUAUAUGGAGAAUGAGGGACUCCUAUUAGGAACAGCUGACAUGAUUGGAGAAUCAGUUAGUACAGUCUGCACCAACUGAAUGAUACAGUUGUUGGGGAAGUGCUCCAUUGCCACAAUAGUCAUGUAUUUUGCUUAGAAGUCACACUUUUGAAAUAAAUUUUUAAAAAGACUUUAAAAGGUGGAAAAAUUUAAACUCUCCUGGUUAGGAUUAACAGAGACUCUUAAAAUGAAUAUAUUACCCAAGACAAUUUUUAAAAUUUGAAAUGGAGCCAAUUUUAUUCCCAUAUAAAACUUUGCAAGAAUGGCAAAAAACAUUCAACAGAUUUAUACUGAAUGAGAGAAAAUCUAGAAUAAAAUUUAAGAUUUUACAAGAUGGACCCAGUUGGUAAAAGAAAGCUCAAGACCUUAUUGGUUGGAAACGUGAAAGAGGCCUUCAACCUGCAGUGGUUAGACAAUGGCUAAAAUGAUGAUGAUGAUGAGGAGGAGGAGGAGGAGGAAGAGGAGGAGGCGGAGGAUAUUCUUCUAUUCAAUCUUUUCUGGUUCUUGGAGAUUGCCUGAACAAGACAGCAUUUUUUUUGACAAGGUUUUUCAGACAUAGUUUGCCAUAGCUUUCUUCUUAGGACUGAGAAAAAGUGACUGGUCCAGAAGCCUAACUGGCAUGGGUCUAGGCUAUUUGAGGAGUGAUCUCACUCCAAUAAGACUAGCCUGCCUCAUUCACUCCAGUGGAAGGAUCCUGCUGUGGACCCUGUCAGCCAAGAAAUUCCAGCUAGUAAUGUCAAAGAAAAGAGCCUUUUCCCCUUCCCUUUGUUACACUAAAGAGCCCCAGUUCUGUGGAUCAUUCUACAAUCAGAAGUGAAAACUGUUCCAACUCUUCAAACCUUCCAGAAGAGUAUCAAAACCUGGUUUAGCUAGCUGCCUUAGGAGGUAACUGCUGGAAGUGAUUGACAGAGUAAGAAGAAAUCUUAUCCUAAUAUCGUUUGUCUCCUUGGUUCUAGUUUUUAUAUAGUGUUUCAAAAAUUUAAUUGUUUCUAUACUUUUUUAUUUUCUGUAACUCACCUUAUCAUUGAGAAGGGAAAGGUAAAAAUUUAAUAAACAAACAAACAAACAAACAGUCAUCCAGCUGACUUUGUACCCAAGACCAGACUGGAACUCAUCUUCUGGUUUCUAGCCUAAUGCCUUAAUUACUACACCAAACUGGCUGUCUAAACUUUAUUAUUGUGUAAUAUAGUAUAAUAUAGUAUGCAUAUUAUCUACCAUAGAUAACAGAAUUGAGAAAAUGACCAAAUAGACUAUCAGUUUCUCUCAGACCUAAGCCCAAAGACAACACAGUGAAAUCCAAUCAAGUUGACAGCCCCAAUUUCUAGGUUUAGAGAUUAGGGGAUAGCCCUUUCAUAAUCUCAAGUGAUUUCCCAAGCACCAACUCAUAAGGAGAGAUCUCUAUAUCUUUCUUAGGUCUAGGAAAGGGGAACAAGGCUACGGUUGGAUUUGGGGCCUUGAUAAAUGCUUCUUUUGACAAAGUUUAUCUAAUAGGGUUUUUAGCAUCCUGUUAGCUCAUUGUUCUCUCCCUGAAGACUGCAGGUUGUAAGGGGUCUGUAAGAAUGGAGAAAAGACUGGACUUGAAAAGAAGAGAAGAUUUUGUGGGAAUUUUACUUGGAUGCAAAAUUUUAUUCUGAUGAGUUCAGGAGAAUGAUAUGACUGUCAGCAUUCUUUGUUAGAGAAAGAAGAGCCUUUCCCUUUCUUACACCAAAGAGAGAGGUGACAAAUCAUAUCAACUCAGUAUUUACUAUUUCUUCUUUUGCUUUAUAUCAACUGCAAAUUUAUGUCUAUAAAUGUUUUCUUUUUAAUUUUUCAAUAUAACUGCAAAGGUUUUUUUAACAUUAAGAGCUGCAUACUUUUAAUAUUAUACUUUAUGAAAUUAAUUGAAUGCAAUCUGUGUGCAAAGUUUUUUUUCCCCAACCGUAAGUUUUGUAUAUUUAUAAGGAUUAUAAUCACUAUGAACUGAAUGUAUAUGAAUGAACUGAAUAUGAAUUUCUAUGUAUGAUCUGAAUAAACUGAAUGAUCAUUUAUAGACCCUUUGGCUACUGCAAGGCAAAGUUUUGUUUAUGCUAAAGAACCUCUAAUUGUUGCAAGGAAGGCUUUGUUUCCACUAACCACAAAGCAAAAUUGCAAAUUUAAGUAAGCCAGUAAAGUUAUGAGAGCAGUAAAACUGUGAUUUAUGAGGAUUGUAGAUCUGUGUUCUAAGCUGGCAAUAAGAUACCACAGUUUCUAUUUUUCUGCAAUUAUUACUCUAACCUAGCAAUAAGAUACUGAGUUUCUAUUUCUCUACAAUUAUGAUUCUAUCGUGUGGAUUAAAAACUAAUAAAGAUUGCAAUAUUGUUAAA
Messenger RNA from Crotalus tigris (Tiger rattlesnake), 3834 nucleotides. It is a transcript of the gene GLIPR2, whose product is annotated as GLI pathogenesis related 2. The coding region runs from base 133 to 597 and encodes 154 amino acids. The record is from RefSeq and is a predicted model, not a curated record. The transcript has 5 exons. NCBI's taxonomy places the organism in Eukaryota, Metazoa, Chordata, Lepidosauria, Squamata, Viperidae. Gene Ontology annotation, cellular component: extracellular region.